CUUGAUAUCGUACCUCUCCACCCGGACCUUGCCCGUCUCUCCAGAAACAAGGAUCUCCUCAACAGAAUAAGCUGGGUCCAAGCAAAUUUCCUCGAAGGCCUUCCAUUCCCAAACGAAUCCUUCGAUUUCGUACACAUAAAGCGUAUCGCUCGAGGUGUGCCAGAGGACAAGUGGGACGACCUCUUCGAAGAAAUUACUCGCGUGAUGAAACCAGGCGCAGCAUUCGAAGUCGUCGAAGAAGACCUGACCUUCCCGGGGUCAGAUGGGGAAGGCAGCGAAGUUGGGACCCUGAGAAGUAAAGGAAGUAACAUUUCCUAUGUCCAUCUCCAGUCUAAGCCCCGGGACCGGAUCAGGGAGGAGCAGCGCAGUCGGGAGCACGAGCAGUCCAUCGAGCUCUGUCGGUUCAGCUACCACCCCUGA
Suillus fuscotomentosus is the source of this 420-nucleotide messenger RNA. RefSeq lists its product as uncharacterized. The transcript has 3 exons. The annotation marks the transcript as partial. The record is from RefSeq and is a predicted model, not a curated record. Lineage: Eukaryota; Fungi; Basidiomycota; Agaricomycetes; Boletales; Suillaceae.